GAGCCUUUGCAGCCCUUUUAUUAGGCCUGUUAUUUUUCUGUUGGUCACACACAGGCCCUCGCCAUGAACGGUUUCACGGCUGCUCUCCUUGUCUGGACUCUGAUUUCUCCCAGCGGCGGGGGCCACGGUGGCAGAGGGGAACUUUGGCCCACACACGUGGCCUGCAGGAACGAGGAUUUGGAAGUGUUCUACCAGAGCUGUGAUCCAUUGCAGGAUUUUGGCUUUUCUAUUGACGAGUGUUCCAGAAAACUGAAACCAAAACUCAGCAUUAGAUUUGGCAUUAUUCUGAGGGAAGAUAUCCAGGAGCUGUUCCUUGACGUCCAGUUCAGCACUAAAGGCUCUUCUAUUCUGAAUUUCUCCUAUCCCAUCUGCGAGGACGAUCUACCCAAGUUUUCUUUCUGUGGAAGAAGGAAAGGAGAGCAGGUUUACUAUGCUGGUCCUGUUGACAACGCUGGAUUCGAAGUUCCCGAGGGAGAACACCAGGUUUUGCUGAAACUGUAUAAUGAAAACGGUUCCACUGUGGCUUGUGCCAAUGUCACUGUCAUUUGCUCCUGACUGUGGCCUGCAGGCAAAAGCACAGCAAGCUCACUCUCAUGGGGACUCCAGGUCCCCAGACUCAACCUGCUCUGUAAGACGAACCAGCCGAUGGCAGAGGGACUCUCUGAAGAAGCUCCCUGAGCAGUGCGGUUACUAAGUUUAGCCCCAGGAUCAGAUGUCCCCACACUCCACAGAUGUAAUGAAGCCUUGGAAAUUAUGUGCUUCUGGAGCCUCUUGGUAGUCACUAAGCAGUCUCCAGGGUCAUUCCUCCCCUAAUUAGUAACCUCACAUCAGCCUCACCUUCAUCUUGACUCCUUGGGAGCUUUUCCUCACAGUCACCCAGAAUAAAGAAAACGAGCUCACAACUGUUCAGCAUGAAUUUUUCAACACGUCUAAGUACAAUACUGUCAUUAAAAAGUCAUUUUCUCCAGAUACAGGUGUCACCUGGUGGCACAGCACAAGCACUUCUAAGAAAUUCAAGAGCAUGAUGCUCCAUCUACAAUUAGAGAACUGGAGAAGUGUGCAGAACUGGGCGAACCUCAAGAAACACUCAUUUCACCUUCAUCCUCUGCAUCAGUCAGCUUUCCAUCACUACAGUGAAUACCGGGGACAAUGGACUUAUAAAGAGAAAAGGUUUACUUUGGCUCCCAGUUUGGGAAGUUCCAGUCCGUGAUCUGUUGUCCCCUACUGCUUUAACCUGUGGCCAGCCAGCUCAUCAUGGCGGGAGCCCAUGGCAGAGCAAAUCUACUCACCUCCCAAGUCAGGGAGCAAAGGGGAAGAAGAGGGACACAGUCCUCUUUAAGGGCACGCCUCCAAUUUUUCCUAAAGAUCUCUAGGCUCUGCCUCUUAAAGGCUCCACUGCUUCCCAAGAGUGCAUCCCCAGGGAAUCAAGCCUUCAACACAUAGGCCUCUGAGGACAUUCACAAUCCAAACUUAGCAUCCCCCAGAGCAUGAUUAUACCUGAUCUCAGCACACAAUGUCACUCAUUCCUAUAUUCAUUCAUUCAUUUCAUUCAUUUAUUCAAGGAACAAGUGCUCAACACCUACCAUGAAGCAUUGUGCUCCUAGAAUACACUGGGAACAAAACAGGUACUGUUCACGCCUAAAAGAGGCAGUUCCUGAAAUAUUAAGAAGCCACAUACCCAGUAGUGAACAAACUCAUCUACACCUUCAAUUCCUCAAUAAAUGAGCAAGAUGUCCAUCUUGUUUCCAGAGCCAGCUCGGAAGCCCGCCUUCUCAUUUCCUGGGGUACAGGUGGUAUGGCAGGUUCUGCAGUCCCUU
Messenger RNA from Sciurus carolinensis (gray squirrel), 1817 nucleotides. It is a transcript of the gene Ly86, whose product is annotated as lymphocyte antigen 86. The record is from RefSeq and is a predicted model, not a curated record. NCBI's taxonomy places the organism in Eukaryota, Metazoa, Chordata, Mammalia, Rodentia, Sciuridae. Gene Ontology annotation, biological process: positive regulation of lipopolysaccharide-mediated signaling pathway; innate immune response. The coding region runs from base 64 to 555 and encodes 163 amino acids. The transcript is spliced from 5 exons.